AUGCUCAGAUCGACUGUUCGUAAACCUCUACAGCUAGCCUCCAGAGUCAAACUCAGUACGGCUUCCUGGAGUGCGUCAAGGAGAGCGGUACCACUGCAGGCGGGCAGAGUGUGGUGGCCAAAAGUGCAGGAGUACUCCACGAAAAUUCAGCCUAAAUUAACCGCUGAAUCAUACCCAGAUGUUCACCGCUUUUCGGGUUUCAAAAAGCUGGCUGACGAGGACUUAUCGUUUUUCAGAUCCAUCUUGUCUGACAGCGAAAUUUUACAGGCAAAGGCCGAUGAGGACCUCGCUUUAUUUAACGAGGAUUGGAUGCGCAAGUACAAGGGCCAGUCUCAGCUCGUUUUAAGACCCAAAUCGGUGAACCAAGUGUCGCAGAUCCUCAAGUACUGUAACGAGCAAAAGUUGGCUGUCGUUCCCCAGGGCGGUAACACCGGUUUAGUCGGCGGGUCAGUGCCCGUUUUCGACGAGAUCGUGCUGAGUCUCACACAACUCAACAAAAUCCGUGACUUUGACCCCGUCAGUGGAAUUCUAAAGUGCGACGCAGGUGUAAUUCUCGAGAAUGCGGACUCUUUCUUGGCGGAGCAUGGAUAUAUAUUCCCAAUGGACCUUGGCGCCAAAGGUUCCUGCCAUGUUGGAGGCAUCGUAGCUACCAAUGCUGGUGGCUUGAGAUUAUUGCGCUACGGCUCUCUUCAUGGUACUGUCUUGGGUCUGGAAGUGGUCUUACCUAACGGAGAAAUCCUUGAUUCUAUGAACGCGCUCAGAAAGGACAACACGGGCUAUGACCUGAAGCAGAUGUUCAUUGGAUCUGAGGGUACCAUCGGUGUCAUUACUGGUGUUUCUAUCUUGACACCCCCCCGUCCAAAGGCCUUCAACGUCAGCUUCCUAGGUGUGGAGAGCUACGAGGCUGUCCAGAAGACAUUUGUGCAAGCUAAGCAGGAGCUGUCUGAAAUUUUGUCUGCUUUCGAGUUCAUGGACCUCAACUCUCAAAGGCUCACUAAGGAGCACUUGAAAGAUGUUCCUCACCCUCUCGAGGAAGAGUAUCCAUUCUACAUCUUGAUCGAAACAUCUGGAUCCAACAAGGAGCACGAUGAUGUCAAGCUCGAAACGUUUUUGGAGAAGGCUAUGGAGGAUGGUACUGUUUUAGACGGUGUUGUGGCCCAAGACGAGACCGAGUUGCGCAACCUGUGGCAAUGGAGAGAAAUGAUCCCAGAGUCUAGUCAGGCCGGCGGCGGUGUUUACAAGUACGACGUUUCCUUACCUCUCAAGGAUCUUUACUCUUUGGUUGAGGCUGCUAAUGCGAAGUUGACUGAAAAGGGUCUGCUAAGUGUCGAGGACACCUCUAAGCCAGUUAUCAGCGCCAUCGGAUAUGGCCAUGUGGGUGAUGGUAAUUUGCACUUGAACGUCGCGGUCAGGGAAUACUCUAAAGACGUCGAGAAGGCGUUAGAGCCUUUCGUCUACGAACACGUUUCUUCUAAGAACGGUUCCAUCAGCGCUGAGCAUGGUUUGGGCUUCCAGAAGAAAAACUACAUUGGUUACUCCAAGAAUGACCAAGAGAUCAAGAUGAUUAAGCAGCUGAAGAACCUUUAUGACCCUAAUGCAAUCUUGAACCCUUACAAGUACGUUUAA
Lachancea thermotolerans CBS 6340 is the source of this 1626-nucleotide messenger RNA. It is a transcript of the gene DLD2, whose product is annotated as D-lactate dehydrogenase. Gene Ontology annotation, cellular component: mitochondrion. Lineage: Eukaryota; Fungi; Ascomycota; Saccharomycetes; Saccharomycetales; Saccharomycetaceae. Bases 1 to 1626 code for a protein of 541 amino acids. The transcript has a single exon. Gene Ontology annotation, molecular function: catalytic activity; FAD binding. The record is from RefSeq and is a predicted model, not a curated record.